AUGCAACCAUCGAAUAUCCUCAUCUUCGGCGCCAGUCGUGGUAUUGGCUUAGGUCUGGUCAAACAUUCUGUGGCACAAUACCCUGCCGCAACCAUAUAUGCAACUGUUCGCUCAGUCUCAGGCGCGCCUGAGCUGCGGUCCCUCUCGGACCAGAACGGCAAGCGCGUGGUCAUUUUGGAGGCAGAUACUACCGACCCUGCCUCUAUCGCGAAGCUGAAGGAAACUAUCAGCAAUUCAACCUCAUCGCUUGACCAAGUGAUCUAUAACGCGGGAGUCCUUAAAGGAUUUGCGCCCAUCACGAAGGCUGAGCUCGGAGACUUCAAGCAGAACAUGGAGGUGAAUGUGUACGGCGCACACCUUGCGACUGUAGCAUUCUUUCCUUUCGUAAUGCAAUCCACCUACAAGAACAAGGUCUUCGCAUUCAUUGGCAGCAGUUUUGGAUCCGUUAAUACAGCGCAACAGAACUUCGACAUGCAUAGCCAGGCAUUCGGAACACCAGGAGCGAAUCCUACAGCGCUCUAUGACAUAUCAAAGACCGCGGAAGAGAGGCUUCUUUUGGAGUUCGACAUGGAACUCCGACCGAAAGGCGUUCCUAUGCUUCUCUGUCAUCCAGGGCUGCCCAAGACUGACAUGAAUCCCUUCGGCAAUAUUACUGUCGAAGAAAGUGCGCAAGGAGUUGUUCGGGUCAUUGGAGAGUACCAUAUCGACCGUAAGGAAAGAUUUCUCGACUACGAAGGCAAGGAGGUUGCCCUGUGA
Messenger RNA from Penicillium lagena, 756 nucleotides. RefSeq lists its product as uncharacterized. NCBI's taxonomy places the organism in Eukaryota, Fungi, Ascomycota, Eurotiomycetes, Eurotiales, Aspergillaceae. The transcript has 4 exons. The record is from RefSeq and is a predicted model, not a curated record. Gene Ontology annotation, molecular function: oxidoreductase activity, acting on the CH-OH group of donors, NAD or NADP as acceptor. Bases 1 to 756 code for a protein of 251 amino acids.